This is a messenger RNA of Dichotomopilus funicola, 1926 nucleotides long. RefSeq lists its product as uncharacterized. The coding region runs from base 1 to 1926 and encodes 641 amino acids. Gene Ontology annotation, molecular function: catalytic activity. The transcript is spliced from 4 exons. Lineage: Eukaryota; Fungi; Ascomycota; Sordariomycetes; Sordariales; Chaetomiaceae. The record is from RefSeq and is a predicted model, not a curated record.
AUGGCAAACCACCAACGACAGAUCCCGCGCCUCAACGACCACACAAUUCGAUUAUGUACGUCAGAUGAGAGCGUUUCGUCUCUGGUUGCUCGGAAUCCGGACCUAGCCCCUGGCGACGCAUGGAAGAAACUCCAUGGGGACGACGCAUGGAAACAUCUUGAAGGCAGAGGGAGACACGAAGACAAAUUUGAUGAUUCCGAAGACAAAACAGAAUUGUCGAGGACUGCCGAGUGUGGAAAAUGGGGCCCUACUAAACCGAGCGAGCUCUUCCUUCGGAUCUACCACGAUGCGCUAUGUACCAUUCACCAUGAACCGCACCGGGCCAUGGUCAGUCCCUCGUUGAUGGGAAGUUACGGGACGGUACCCUUAACGAUAAUCUCCGCACUCCCCGACCUUGCCCGCCACAUGUCCAAUGUCAUUGUCCGCGCUAAGCAGGAAGUCUUCCUGGCGACCAACUAUUGGCAAGAUAGUGUGGCUUCAAAGUACAUCACUAAUGCCAUCAAAGAACUCGACCGCCGGGCUAGGAUGAGGGGUACUAAGAUUGUAGUUAAGAUUCUAUAUGACCGAGGGAGUCUCAAACAGCUGUAUGAACAUCACUACGUCGUCCCGGAGAAGGAGUCCACCGGGAAGAACGUCAACCUGCCCCAUGCGCACGAAAUCCCAAAUAUCAGCAUGGAGGUCAUGAAUUUCCACACACCGAUUGUCGGAACCUUCCAUGCUAAGUACGUGGUGGUCGACCGGAAGAUUGCGCUACUACAGAGCAACAAUAUUCAGGAUAACGACAACCUUGAGAUGCUUGUCCACUUGGAGGGCCCAAUCGUUGACUCCCUGUACGACAUGGCCUUGCUCUCGUGGCACAAGAAGAUGGAGCCGCCAUUACCAAGUCGAGAUAAGCCGGCUACGCAAGCGUGGCCGGAGAGCCGACGGGAAGGAGAACAUGGGCGGUCCAAAGACAAUAGUUCUGAAAAUGGCAUUGAGGGACGAGAACAUCCGUCGCUUCCCCAACACACUACAGACAAUCCAUGCUAUGACGACGACAUCUCUGGGGAAGUAGCUCGGAUCAACGCCGCACUAGCCCCGAGACCCGAGCAAACACAUUUGCAAGCCGUCACCUUGCAGCUCAACCACACCACCAAUGAGGGUCUACCCGGCGACCCCAACGCCCCCGAGUGCCCACCUGGCGAGCUCAUGACACCUUACCUCCCGCUACUAAACGACACCCCUUACCCUAUGGCCCUCGUAAAUCGUGCCCCAUAUGGUCCGCCAACUCAUAAGUCUGUGGAGACACCGCAAAAUGCUGCUUGGUUGUCGGCGUUGCGCAACGCCAAGAAAAGCGUGUACAUCAUAUCUCCCACAUUGAACGCACCACCUCUUGUCGAGGCCAUUGUUGAGGCCUGCGAGCGUGGGGUUGAUGUGCACUGCUACAUCUGCAUCAGCUACAAUGAUGCAGGCGAACUCCUCCCCCGCCAAGGCGGACACAACGAAAAGGUCGCCGCCACCCUCCACAAAUCCCUGACUCCCUCAACGCGCCGGCACCUUCACUACCGCUGGUACGUCGCCAAAGACCAAACACGCCCCAUAACCCAAGCCCGUCGACAGCGUAGUAGCCAUGUCAAGCUCAUGAUCGUCGACGGCGCGGUGGGGAUUCAAGGAAACGGAAAUCAGGACACACAAAGUUGGUUCCAUAGCCAGGAGAUUAAUAUUAUGGUGGAUAGCGUCGAGGUAUGCGCGAAGUGGUUGGAGGGGUUGAGGCAGAAUCAGAACACGGCCCUAUUUGGGGCCGUGAAUCUAGAGGAUGGGGUGUGGCGAGAUGAGAAUGGCAACGGGGUUGAAGGUGCGAUGGGGGUAGAUGCGGGACGGGUGAGAGGGUGGGCAAGGGGUGUGAAGGGGGCCGUGGAUAGGGUGAGGGGGACCGGGGGCUUUUGA